Messenger RNA from Mollisia scopiformis, 501 nucleotides. RefSeq lists its product as uncharacterized. Lineage: Eukaryota; Fungi; Ascomycota; Leotiomycetes; Helotiales; Mollisiaceae. The coding region runs from base 156 to 410 and encodes 84 amino acids. The transcript has a single exon. The record is from RefSeq and is a predicted model, not a curated record.
GUGCAUAAUUGUUCCGUUGUCACGAGUCUCCCUCAGCCUUUCUCACUCAACGGACUUGCAUGUAAUACUACCGCAAGUACCGAGUCCGACCUGCUCUCAAGCAAGUCUACACGCUGGAUAAUGAUGCUUAUGCAAGGCGUAUCGUCCGAGCGUACAUGCAGACGCGGCGCGCACGGUUCUCACAAUUUUUAGUUUCGUUUCUUCCUCGAAGCCUGGGGCUGCUUAUAAAGUGUGCAGUAACCUCUUUGAACUUAGGCUCAUAUAUCAUGAUAUCCACUUUUGAUAGCUCUCAGAGUUGCAAUGAGUGCUUGGCGUCUUUUCUACGAUCAGAGGCUUUCAGAAAAGAACCCGAGUGGGAUCGAGAUGUGAAGAUAUACUCCUCGACGGUCAAUGAGGCUCAAGAAUUAUAAGUUUUGUCCAUUGAUUAGGCAUGGUACGAUGUUCGUCCGGAGAUACAAAAACCAUGACUCAUGGUAGUAUUUUAUCUAAGCCCCAUUGUUA